AAUUUUUCUACCAAAUUUUAUUAUUAUUAUAAAGAAUACAAGCGCGUGUCUGCUGUCUGCACAGGCAGAUUCAUUGCAAUACAUAUUUUACUCACACUUGUGCGGUCAUAUUUGGGCACUGAGAUCGUUCACUCCCCAAUAGUCGCAUACAAGUUUGACGAGAUGUCAGCAAAUGCUAAAGAGGCAUUGGGUAAGGUCGUCGAUCUGAAUUCAACUGAUGAAGAUUCGAUCGAGUACUUAGUGACUACCCUAGAGGAACUCGGUGAGAGGGCCACGGUCAAUGAGGUGUCUGAAGCACUCGCCGAGUUAUUCGUAGGUUUAGGGUUAUUAGAAGACGAGGACCAGGCUGCCAAGGCGUGCUCCGAGUUACACGGGUUUAUGAACCCGGCUUCUGAGAACGAUGAAAAUUCGUUUCCAGUGGACGAGCGAAAUCAGGGUGAUGAGGUUCUGGCGCUGAAGACGCCAGUCAAUCUCGGAACGAAGAAGCAACAGAUAGAUAAAGACACUCGUCGAAUGCGAGAAGCGGCCGGCGGUCUUGAUGAUGCACUUGACAAGCAGAAAAAAAGGGGUGUCGACCGUUCCGAACAAGCUAAAGGCACUAGAGGAUACCAGAAACACCAGCGAAUGCUCGAGAAACAGAAAAAUGAGCGGAAGACCUUUGAUCCAGAUUCGGCUGAAAAAAGGCGAGUAGCUGCCAUGGACAUCUUUCUGGAUGCAAAUACUAAUAAUCCUGGAGUGACCGAUAUAGUGACAGGU
This is a messenger RNA of Sphaeroforma arctica JP610, 756 nucleotides long. RefSeq lists its product as hypothetical. The record is from RefSeq and is a predicted model, not a curated record. The annotation marks the transcript as partial. The transcript has 4 exons. NCBI's taxonomy places the organism in Eukaryota, Ichthyosporea, Ichthyophonida.